AUGAGCGAAAUUGUUCAAAACAUUUAUAUACGAGAUACUGAGAUAAGAAACACACCAAAGCCUCACAUUGUUUAUCGCGUGGAGGUAAACACGUCUAGUAGAACGUGGUCAAUCUGGAAGCGUUAUAGUGAGUUCGAUGAGCUGAACGAUAAAUUUGUGAGAUUGUUCCCAAAUAAUCCUCCGCCAAAUGAAAUGCCGGCAAAACACUAUUUUCAAUCUACGCUGGGGAACCCGGUGUUGAUUGAGGAGAGGCGCCGGGGAUUGGAAGAUUUUUUGAGGGGAAUUCUAUUUCACAAGGAUGAUCGUUGGAGGGAAACCGACGAAUGGAAGGAGUUUUUGGCCAUACCAACAGGAAGGCCGCUUGAUGCGACGACCAUGUACACCUCUGAGAGUUGGCUUGACGAGUACAAUCAAGUACAGUCGAUGACCAAAGAGAUUAGGUCACUCCUCAAUCGUCGUGAAACUCACAUUAUCAGUAACGAGGUUCAGGCCUCACACAAUUGCGGAGUGCAAGCUAAAAAAAGUUUGGCAGCUCUCGGUGUACGGGUGACGCAACUUGAGGGUGGUUUGACGGGUUUGGCAAAAGGGAUGGGAAGGGACGGGAAGAUAAUGUCCGAGGGAGAAUUGAGAAGGCGACAAGACCUCUUGAAUGAUCUCAAAGAUGAAAAGGACACAUUGAACAAACUUGUGAUGGCCAAUCGACCUGACAUCAGCAAGUCCACAACUCCCGCCAGUUCUGUUGAUCGUGCGGCCUUAUUUCGCCAGCCAGUUCCCCGGCAUCGCUCGUCACCUCAACUCUCCGGUCGACUUGGGAACAAUGUCAAUGUCUUGGAGAGGCCACCUUCGCGACGAGUCUUUGGUAAUGCCCGUGCGAUGCCGGAGGAAACCGAGGUGACACGAGGUUUAGAUAAUGAGGGACUGGUGAAUUUGCAAAGGCAAACCAUGGAAGAUCAAGAGCAUCACGUCGAACAAUUUAGUGCCAUAUUGAGUAGGCAUAAGCAAAUUGGAUUAGCAAUCGGUCAAGAAUUGGACAUUCAAAAUCAAAUGUUGUCAGAGUUGAAUGUGGAUCAGACAGCAACUUAUGCCAACAACGGUCACUGUCGAAACGGUCAAUACUGCGACUAUUCGCACAUACAUGGGCAAGGUCUCGAUGGGGAAGAAUCCUCUUCAACUCGCAAAACAAAUUCUCCUCGAAGAUCAGACUUUAACUCUUCCCCAAAAGCACAGAGUUCGAACGCAAGUUCAACGAACCAGUUCGCUUCUCCUCAUCGAGCCUCAAAUUCUCACUACAAGCAACAUGAAAAUAUAACUAUCUGCAAAUACUUUCUUAGAAAUAGUUGCAUUUAUGGGGAUUCCUGCUGGAAUAGACACGAGCGACCCGAGGCAACUGUCGAAAAUUCACCAUAUGUCGUACCUUCUCCGACCUUUGCAAAAUCCGGACCGGCAAAGGAUCAAAUCAUUUCAUCUUACCGGGAACGACUUGCACAAAUCCCUUGUAAAUAUUUUAAGGAAACUAGGAGAUGUCCAUUCGCGGACGCCUGUCAUUACGAACACGCCAAUCCCGAUGGAACAAGGUGUAUCUUGGGCCCACCCCGCAAGAAAAAAACAAGAUCAGUGUGUCCCAUAGAAAAUUUUCGCUAUUUGGAAGUAUCUGGAGAAAGUAGUGUGAUUGAUAUUUCAGCAAUCUCCGAGAUUCUUGGAGGACUUUCUAGGGAUCAUGGCUUCCGCAAUAUUUUUGCUAGAGAUUGGGGUGAUAACUGGGAUGACAAAAUAGAUUUUGCCGAGAAUCCUUCGUGGGAUGACGAUUUUCCUUUCGAAGAUCAAAUAGGUUCGUUCUCCUCAGACAAUCAAGAGGAUAUUACGGAAAAUAGUAACAAUACUGGUUGGGGAAAUUCCGAAUGGGGAGAGAAUUCGGGCGAAUGGUGGACUGGUUGGGAUUGA
Acaulospora colombiana is the source of this 1941-nucleotide messenger RNA. The record is from the annotation of a GenBank genome assembly. Lineage: Eukaryota; Fungi; Glomeromycota; Glomeromycetes; Diversisporales; Acaulosporaceae.